Molecule: messenger RNA, 26450 nt
Organism: Podarcis lilfordi (Lilford's wall lizard)
Lineage: Eukaryota; Metazoa; Chordata; Lepidosauria; Squamata; Lacertidae
Source: the annotation of a GenBank genome assembly
AUGGAAGAGGGCAAGAGCUCAAAAACUGGAAAUCAUGACACAAGAAAAUCUGCCCGAAUUGUCUGUGAAGAAAGCAAAGCUGUCAGAGUUACAACCAGUCAAAAUUAUAAAACUAACAAAAAUGACAAAUCUAUAAAAGAAGCUGGGAAAAGUUCUUCAGGUGGGAGCAGUUGCAAAAAGAAUAAGCAAAAUGAUGUUUGUCCUGAAAAGUCAGGAGAAAAUAAAUCAUGUAAGACAAAUAGUUGUAUUGCUGGAUGCAGAGACAUGGGGUCAAAUAUUCAAGAUCAAUGUAAAGCAAAAAGGUUACCAAAUGUACCAGCAGAAGUAGAUGAUCCGAAACAGAUAAGAGCUCAGCACAUGGUUGAAAAUCUUUCAAGCUCCCAUAUUUCAGAGAAUGGUGCUAGCACAGAAAGCUUACCAUCUGCCCAGAGAAGGAGUUCUGAAUUGGAAAAUCCACCUGGAGAUGAUAUAUCCAAAAUUAAUACUAAUCAGCCUGGAGACUCAGUCAAAAGUGGUUUGGAUCUGGGACCAAUGGAACACAAAUCUGAAGACUCCUGUGAGUGCUGGAUUCAGUUUUUAUUUUUAAAAAUCCAACAGUCUGAAAUGCAUUUUGAAUGGCUUUUGCUUUGUGCAUGUUAGUUAUAUCUAUACUGUCAAGUGUGGUAGAAAAAUGUGUUUUGUAAUGUAAGCCCCACAACCUUUAAAAGUACAAAAAUAUUUUUUCUGUGUUUCAGUGCAGAAAUAAUUACAGCUCUGAAAUAAAACAUUCUCUUGCAUUUUGCUCAAUCACUCUAAGUUGUUAUGAUAGUUUCUAAGCAGCUAUUAUGAACCUAGUUUUUAGCUAAUAUAUCAGAAUAGCUUGUUUCACACCCCCCCCAUGUAUGCCUACUCAUACUCCAGGAAGAGGUGAUAAAAUGGAAUGCAGCACAUCAGAUGGCAGGUGUAGGGUCACAUUUUCAACUCCUUCUCUAUGUUAAAAACAAACAAAUAAAACACAUAUGCAUGCAUCCCCAUUCAAAUAGAAAAUUGGCAUACCAGGUGAAGGCCUAGUCAAAUCUUCCUCCUAAGUCUUUAAAGAACAAAACAGGGGCAUAAUUCAAAUGUGGUAUCUCCCACAUGCCGCCUAAAACAUGGCAGUCCAUUUUUCCACCCCAUUCUGUUACAUGUGUAGACCCAGUGUGGAUCAAGUAUAAUGUCACUGCUGUCUCUGUGUGCUAUAGCAUUCAUUUCUUUAUUUGGUUUUUUGUUGUUCAAAUUUUAAAUCCCUCUUAAUCCAAUCAGGAUACCUGGGCAGUUUACAAAAUACUAAUUAAAAGUAAUAAAAGUAUUUUUAAAAUAAUAAUAAUAAUAAUAAUAAUAGCCAAUAAAAACAAAGUAAAACAGUAAAACAACACACAAAUUUGAAAAACAAGUACAGUACGCCGUAUAAAUACAGUAGCAGGUAAUAAGUCCAUGAAGACUUUGGGCAAUCAAUUUCCUCCAAUCACCCGGGUGAGCAGAUGCUAUAGCACUGAACUAUAUGUCUUCAUUUGAAGUGAUGUGUGAACCAGGCCUAAAUAUAACAUGCAACAUGCAAUUGAAGUUUAUAAAACAUUGCAUAUUGGUUUAUAAUAAUAAUAAUUUCAUAUAGUGCUUUCUGAAUUGCUCUACCUGUUACAUUAUCUCGGUAAUUCUAAUAGCUCAAGGGUAUGAUUCUUGUUAAUGACUCUGAGAACAAUCAAAAAAGUUUUACUUUUUAAAAUUCAGCUUUAUUUCUAUGCUUAGUUUCGCAUAAUUAUCAAGGAGAGAGCAUAUUCACAUUUUAGGAUUUCCAAUUUAUUUAAUUUUCUCUUAGUUUAUAUUUAAGGUAGUCUGGAGAAAACAAGUUAAUAAUCAACUUUGCUCCUCCUUUCAUUAGGUAAAAUAAAGAAUUCAGAUUCUGCUAAAGAAGCUAAUUCAGAGGCUGAUUAUUUAGAAAAUAUUGUUGUAAUUGAUGAAUCAACAUUGACAGCCGAACAGCAGCUAGGCUUGAAACAAGCAGAAGAGCGACUGGAAAGAGAUUAUAUUAUUCGCUUGGAAAAAGUAAGUAAACUGUACAUUUUUCUUUUUUAGGUGAUGAUUUUCCCCCACUUACCAUAGUAUGUCACAUAAUUCAGAAGAAAUUAAUUAGCUACUUAAUUUAUUUAAUAACGGUGGAGUGUGAGAUGGUUCUCUUUAAGGAGGUAGAAAGAAUUUCUAGAAAAGACAGAGGCUCAUCCUUUGCUUUUUUCCCCUUAUAGCAGAUGUUGAUUUGCACUGUGUGUUCUCAUCAGUGGGAACACAGAUUAUAUGCUUUUCAUUUCAGUUGGAGUCUAAUCACAUGACAUUUUGGGUGCAUAGUAACCUUGGGGAAAAGGCAGUUGGUCCAUGACAAGCUAACAUUUGUGUGUUUGCCACCACUUGCCUAAUUGAUUUUGGGUCAUGUCAGGAGACAUUAUUUCUGAGCAGUUUUGGAUGAUGUGUAAAAAGCUGAAUUUUGUGCAUGUUAGCCAGUGUGCAUAACCAUUCUGGCAAGUGCUGUGGGUCAAUGUACAGGUUUUUUCAGGGCAAAGAGAAUUUUUCUUUCUUUCUUUAAAAGACUGAAGGCCAGUAAAAUAUCUGCUUUUCGUGGCUUCUUGCCUUUUCUGGGCCCCUUUUCCUUUUUUUAAAAAAAACUUACUUUUUCAUGGGGCUUAGGCUUACUGUGCUUAUUCUUUUUCUAUUUGGCUGGAGAGGCUCAAAGCAGUCUCCCACUUUCAUAUCCAGGGUAGGUCUCACUAUUGCAGAGCUUUGGAAGUACUUUUCUGUUGAACUCCUCAUGAUCCCAAGUCCUUUUACUUGCCUUUCCAUAUACGUCUCUGAGCCUUGGUGCUCUGAAUCUUUCUUUUGCCAAUUCUUCAAACUCUGCCAAGAAUUUUUUCUCUCUUCAUAAUGAGCAAAACUGAGUGCAGGUACUGCAUCUUUUGUUAGGAUUUAGCUGAUUCUAGGUUUCUGGUAUUUUAUGAUUUCUAGCAUUAAACAAGAAGAGCUGUGUUAGUGGCGUCAUGGAAAUAUGAAAAAUAUGAGUCUAAACUAUUUAGAAAUGUGUGAAUAAAUUCUUCAUACGCCAGUGUGAACAGCAAGGACAAUCCCCAUCUACUAUGCUCAUUGCUUAGUAGCAUUUUAUUAUCGUCACAAUGGAAAAUAAAACAGACAUAAUUAAUUGGCUGCUGAAUUUUAAAUGUGUGGUUUUUCCACAGCGCUCUCCAGAGUACUCUAAUUGCCAGUACCUAUGCAAGCUCUGCUUAGUUCACAUUGAAAAUAUCCAGGGAGCUCACAAACAUAUUAAAGAAAAACGUCAUAAAAAGAAUAUCAUGGUAAGUUUUAGAUCAAGGCUUGAAAUUUUUUACCAGAAUUAUACUUACUUUAAUUGCUUCAUAUAACUUCUAAGAAUUAUUGGCCUGAAACCAAAGUAAAUAGUUAAAGCACUGCAAUCAUAAGACUAUAUUGUAGAUGGUGGAAAAAAAGUGUUUUCCUAUUGUCUAUUAUUGUGCAGAUAAUUCUGUCUCUAGCUCCCUCUGCCUGCCCCCAUCUGUUGCACUUAAGAUAUCUUGUUAAACAAAUAAAAAAUGUUAAGCACAUAAAAUAUUAAUUUACAUGAACUGCUUCAGUGCAUCACUGCUGCUCCUCCUCAUCUCGAGACAAAAGGAAAAAUAGAGCUGAAUGUCAUCAGCACAUUUAUAAUAUCCAAAUACUAACAACAUGGGUGACAACACUGAACCUUGCAGUAUCUCUAUAAGAUAAUUCAUGAUGUGCACUGGAGCAAAAGUUGUGCAACCCUAUCUUAUGGUGUUUCUCAGAUAUCUUUAAUGACCUGUUAACAUUAUAUCACUUUCAUGGACAGUUUUUGCUAUAGGCUGGCAUUUACAGGAUUUAAAGAAGCAAAUAAAAAUGGGUUGAACCUGAAAAUUCUUCCAGUGGUAACACUAUUCUUUACCACUCAUAAUAUUUUCAGGAAAAGCAAGAAGAAAACGAACUCCGUGCUCUCCCUCCCCCUUCCCCUGCACAAGUAACUGCCUUGAGUUUUACGCUGAUGGAGGCAGCAAAGGAGCAAGGCAUAUCGGAUAAUGAUUUUAAAAUCCGCCAGGAAAUUGUAUGGGAUAUGGAGAAGAUAAUUCAGCAACACUUACCAGGUACCUAAUGUAGAUUCUUAGUUUUCUUUAAGGAGAUUGUUUGCUUGUUCGCUGAGAAUACAUUUUGGGUCUACAAUCAGUUUGACUUCCAUGUAUUCAAUUGUACAUUAAAAUACCAGUUUGGAAAGUUGUAGUACAGGAUGGUAUUGGUGGUUUCUGACAUUCUUGUAUCUUUACUUUCUCUUCCUUUAUGGAAUAUUAAAAGGUUUGUUGAAGAUUAUUAUUUUAAUUGAGGUUUUCAUGUAAAAAUUUUCAGGCAGAUGAAGCCCAACCUGAUUUUCCAUAGUUUCUCAGAUGUGCAUAAAUGCUUUGCUUCUGAGUAUAUAAAAUGAAUAAUUUUUCUUUUAUGGUUAUAAAGUACUUUAUGGUUAGAAAAGCAGAAAUUUAAGUAUCUUGUUCAUAUUAGGAAAAAACAACAUUGAUUCACUGGCCAUUGCAGAUCCUCUAGUUAGAGACAAAACCAGAACAUAUAGUUGAAUUGAUGAGAGCAAAAUACCCUCAACAUUUGGAUGGGAAAGCAUCACAUUUUCAGUAAUGAAGCUGUCUGUAUCUAAUACCAUUGUCUGGUAAUUGCAUUUUAUAUUGUGUAUUCUUUCCAUACCAGUGCAGUUAAAUGUAACACAGAGAUGUAGUAGACUGACAGAUCAAAAGCUGUCAAGUGUACAGUGUUGUACCUUAUAAUGUGGGAUGACAUUUGACAUAGACAUUUGUCUAUGUUGCACAUGAAGGGUUCCUGUAGCAUCUACCUGCAAUUAAAUAGGUAGCUGUUCAUUCAUCAUACAUAAAAGUGUUGCACAUGUUUCUAAGUAGCAUGGAGUUCAUGCUUAUGCACCCUAGUAUUAAAUACAUUUUUUUCUUAGAAGUAAUCCCAUGAUUACACACAAUGCUAACAUUCAAUGCUGAGAGCAUCUGACUUUAUGGGGGGGGGGGUAGAAUAAAGCCUUUAUCUGUGUCUCUUGUGUGUCUGGACUGGAAGAGACCUGUAAUGGCAUAUGAGUCAAUGCUGUGUCAGUUUGUACUUGUGGGAUUAAUUUGAGCAAACUAUUUAAUUUUUGCUUUUCUAAUCAUAAAACGCCUUAUAACCAGAAUUAAAAUGGUAUUCUUUAUACAGUCAGUAGCAGUAGGACUUAUUUCUUGUAUGUUUGCUUUCAGAUUGCAUCCGUAGUAUUUUGAAAUGGUUAUGAAUGCUACAUGAUUGCUUAUGGAACCCUUUCUUUAUUUUCAGAAUGCUCAUUGAGGAUGUAUGGAUCCUGUCUAACUAGAUUUGCUUUUAAAACUAGUGAUAUUAAUAUUGAUAUAAAAUUUCCCUCCACGGUAAGUUGAAGAAAUGUCUGUGACAUUAUUGAGCUAGAAAUGUUUUAUGUCUAUGGUCUCAAAUAUUUUUCUCACUAGUAUAGCUUUCUGUGAUGUUCUUGACCUGGAAAUAGUAAGUGAGCACUCUCAGAAAGUUCCAUGAUAACCUCCAUUCUUUCUCACUUAAGAGAAACCUUUUCCCCACCAGUUUAUUUAUGAGUUGAUAAAGGAGUGAGAGAGAAUUCCCAAGGAUAGGCCCUGUCCCAACUGGACAGAGUUGGUGGCGCACCCAUAUGCAUGCUUAAACUAGGAGUAACUGGUACACUCACAAUGGCAUAGCUGUAGCAUAAUUAGGGAUCUCUUCAUUGUACAUAACUGUUGAUUAGAUUCAGGUUCCAGAAGCAAGCACAUCUGGGUCUCUGGGCCCUGUUGGUACAUGUAAAGACCCUGUACUGUGCUUGUUAUGCAGGUAAGCAGAGGUCUGGAUCAUACCUGUGACUAUUAAUAAUACAAUUGCCUUCCUUCUUUUGAUAGAAUUAAAAUGAGAGUAAAAUAACCUUCUUCCUCAUUAUUUUAGAUGAGUCAUCCGGAUGUUCUGAUACAGGUGCUUGAUAUUUUGAAAAACAGCGGUAAGAGCUCUCCCCCCCCCCUUCUUCCUCACUUACUUCAUAUUCAGAUUUAUUUAAAAUGUUUAUAUGCUGCUUAAGUUUCUGCAUUGCUAAACAGUGUCCAUAAAAACAAUAAUAGAUAAUGGGGUGAGAAACAAAAAAAAUUUAUUGUAAUUAAUUCUGGGUAUCUAAUAGAGGACAUAGUAACCUUCUAAUUGCUUAUAUUACCCAGAUAGAUUUGAAUCAGUUUGAGAGAACUAUGGAAGAUUCUUUUAUUUCCUGAUAUGCUCUUCUGUUUUUCCUCUUACAGCUUCUUACUCUGAUGUGGAAUCAGAUUUCCAUGCCAAAGUUCCUGUUGUUUUUUGUAAAGAUGUUAAGAGGUUUGUGUACUUUUGUUUUACGUGUUCAAGUUAAAAGGAUUAUUGAUGAGACACCAUCUUACGUUUGGCAUUUUACAAUCGAUUACAAAGGAUAGAAUGUAGUUCUUUACUUUGAAGCUAGCUCCAGAACUGCUUCCUCCAUUUUCCAGGUGUAGGAGCUUCUUACAAAUAGCACAGAAACAACAAAGAGUACAGUUCACUCAAAAUUUUAAGCACUUUCAAAGUCCUGUUGAUUUCAGUGAUACUUUUGAGCAUUUGCCCCACCCUUCUAUUGAAAAUGUUGAGACUUAAAAUGCAUAAUGUUUUGGCUGGAUAAAUAGAUUUCAGUAUCUGCGGUAAGCAAUCAGCAUGAGGAAAGAAACCAAUGCAAGACUAAACAUAUAUGCUGAGAACUGCAUGUUUUUCUUUUUGAUCACUCACUGAGGGACAGUGGUUUAACUUGCAACUUUUCUUAAAAUUUGUUUCAAUCUCAGUGGUUUAACUUGCAAAGUAAGUGCUGGAAAUGAUGUGGCCUGCCUUACAACUGAUCUGCUAGCUGCGCUUGGCAAACUGGAACCAGUUCUCGUUCCUUUGGUGUUGGCUUUUCGUUACUGGGCUAGAGUAAGUUUUAAAUGAACAUAUUUAUUCCUUGCAUGUGUACUUAAUAUGUACAUGCAAUAACCUUUUACAAUGCUGAAAUGAACCUGUACAGAUUAGAUUAGAUUAGAUUAAUUCUAAAAUGAUAUCUCUUUUUCUGAAUCGGAAAUAAUACAGUAUUUGGAUAAAAUGCAAAAGGCUGAGCACAGAGCCUCCAUGUACAGUUUAAGGCUUCUGGAUGUGCCUUGGCGCUUCUCAGGCAUCCCCUUCUCACUGAAGCUCCUUGUACUCUCUAAAAGAUGCACUGGAAUAUCAGAGGACCUUUUAGCUGCCUCUGGAAGUGGAGCUCUGGAAAUGUUUAUUGUACAUUCUACAUAGAGGAAUAUUUGAAUCUUUUUUUUCUAUCCAAAUUGUGUUACAUCUUUUUUUGUACAGGCAGUGACUAUUUUGCAUGUGUCUGAUUGACACACAACUGCCAACGCACAGGCCGUUUUGGACCCGGAAGAGGGAGGAACUGGGGUGGGCUUAUGUGUGCUCUGUCAACACGCACAGGGACAAGGCACCAAACCCCUGUGCAAAAUGGUCACCACCUGUACCUGAAGUAGACAAUUUAAUUCUACAGAUAGGGAAAACAAUAUACUGAGAGGGAAAUUAGCAUCUCAAAGGUGAAAAGAUGAGCUAAGUCUUGAAUUGAGGGAAGAUUCAGUUGAUGAAAGAAUGAAGUAGUGCAGUUCAUAGCUUGAGUAAGCAUAGAAAAGAAUGGGUAAUAUCAAAGUUACCCUCAUACUCAAAGUAGACUCUAAUUAAAACUUGUGAAUAUCUGGAUUUAAUGUGUGUCUUCCAUGUAAUCCAUGUUUAUGUAAAUGGGAAACUGGCUGGAUGUUGUCCAGGUCAACUGAUUAAGUGAAUGUGUAUUAGAAGUAUUAAUAAUAUUUAAAAUGACCACUGUUUAAUUUUUUGUACUUUUCCACAUUGGUUUAUAGAUAACAGACAUUUGUUUGUUUGUUUGUUUUACUACAUUUGUAUCCUGCCUUUCUUCCAUCUUGGAAUUUAAGGUAGAUUACAUAGGGUUCCAAAGGCAGAGCACAGACCUGCUUAGCAUCAGUAAGGUUGUUGUUUUAUAUGCCUUCAGACCUGGUUAUGUAGGCCUUUAUUCUAUGACUGGAAAAAAUGCUGGCUAAAUUCAAAAUUUGCAAGAUCUACUAUGUGUUGCUGGAAAUAUAUACAAAGCACCAAACGAAGACCUUUCUUCUCCCUUUUUGUAGUUGUGCCAUAUUGACUGCCAGGCAGAAGGCGGGAUACCCUCAUAUUCUUUUGCCUUAAUGGUGAUAUUUUUCCUUCAACAAAGAGAACCACGUAUACUACCAUCAUAUUUAGGCAACUGGGUAAGUUGGUUUUUUUUAAAAAAAAAAAUGCAAGUGAAGUGUCUGGAUUCAAAUAAAUUUGUGAUUAGUUCUGUGGACCCAAAUAAGGAAGUCAGAACUUUCCACAGGAUCUAUCUAAAGUAGCUUUUGUAACUCCAUUGGCAAUUUAUAUCUAAACAUAAUUUAUAGCAUAAAAUAAAUGCUUAUAUAUUUGAAUGUCUUAUAUGUAUAACACUUGCUCUUGUUCUUUGAAAAGGCUUCUGUUUUAUUUAUUUUGCAUUGUUUAGAUUGAAGGUUUUGAUUCUAAGAAGGCUGAUGAUUACCAGCUGAAGGGCAUAGAAGAUGAAAAAUUUAUAGUGUGGGAAUACAAACCAUCAAACAAUGGAGCAGGGAAAAAUUUGAAUGGUGUAGAAGGCAAAGCUAAAGGUGAACAGCACAGAGGUGGUAACAAGAGUGCAGCAUCCUUAGAAACAGACACCCAAACUAAUCCAAAGGAGAAGAAUGGCAAGGUAAGCGAGUCUGUUUAAAUGGAAAUUAUUCUUUUCUUUCUUGACUCUUUUCUUGAUAAAAUUUAAUGACCAAAGAACCAGAAAUUUAAGCUUCCAUUUUCUGCUUCUUUCAGUCUCCUUUAGCAUUGGAAACACCACACCAGAUAUCUCUGGGACAACUGUGGUUAGAAUUGUUGAAGUUCUAUACACUGGAAUUUGCUUUGGAAGAAUAUGUUAUCAGCAUACGGGUACAAGAACUUUUAACCAGAGAGAACAAAACCUGGCCUAAAAGGCGAAUAGCCAUUGAAGGUGGGGCACUGCAUUUUGUAAAGAGACUUUGGGAACUCUUGCCUUACUUAUCUAACUUUUUGUAGAUAAAACACUGUAUUAUGCUACAUUAGCUACAAAUGUGAAAAAUACAGCUUUUCUUUGUAUAACUGUCAUAUACUUGACUUUGUUGACUGGCACUCAUCUGCCCAUAAUAAUUUGGAAAGGUUAGUUUAAAAAGUUUACUUUGAAUUUGUAUUCAAAUAUAUCUGUAGUUAAAUAUAUUGUAUUUCUAGAGGAGAAAUGGACUCAAGUUGCUGGUCUUGAACUAUAAGCAAUAAUUCUAUUGAGGCAGGAAACAUGCCAUUCCCUUUUAUUCAUUUUUUUAUGCCAGAAUAUUGUGGCUGGAGAUAAAUCCCUAAUGAGUGAUAGCCUGGUUAUUCCUGUAUUUUUUUUAUAUUAGGCCCAGUUCAUAUGCAAUGCCAAGCCAAACCAUAGGUAAAAGUGAGUGAGCAUGCAGGUAUUCAGAGGGAAAAAUCACAGCUGGUUUGCUCCAAAAUUGGUCCUGCUGCUGCUAUGGUUUGGCUUUAGCAUUAUAGAUGAACCACCUGUAGACAAAGAUGGUUCUUGGCUUACCACUUACCCGGGAAGACAAACGGUACGCCUGAGUUUGGACGUUACAUUAAGUGAAACCAUAGCUUAGCUCUGGGUAGCACAGCAGUAGCAGGACCUGGGGAGGAGCAAAGCAGCUCUGUUUUUUCUUCUAAGUAUCUUCACACUCGCUUGUUCAUGUGUAGCCAUGCUUUAACUCAGUGUUACGUGUGAACCAAACCACAAUACUCAACAUUGUAAGAAAAAUGGUAAUAUUCAAAUAAAGUUAUUCUGCAUAAAAUCUAUGGAUAAGAGUAUAAUAUUUACAUAAUUUCAGAUCAGGGUUGUGACCUGAUUAAUGAAAUCACAUGAGGUUUUUUCAGAUUUAAUUAUAUUUAUUAUGUUUUAUAUUUAUUAAGUUUGAAGGGUUUGCAUUGCAACCAUGGGGUAAAAGGCAAGAUAGAAAUACUGCAAAUAAAUAAAAAUGAGAAAAAGUUAAUAUGAAGGAGAAAGCUAAAAAGGGGGUACUUUCUUUGUUUUAAGACGAUUCAGGCAUAUGUCCAACAGGAAUAAUUUUGAGAAGCAUACAUGCUUGCAUAUGGAAUGCCAUUUUUUAAUAUGGCAGUUCCCAUCUGCAGGUUUUUUUAAUUGCUUUCAAAAAAAUUUUAUAAAAAAGGUGUCAACUGAUUAACCAGGUACACCUUUUUAGUAAAAUGAAAAUGUUUUCAAUAAUUACACUUUAAGUGAUUAAUAAAGUAAAAUGUUGCAGCCCUAUUUAAAAUAUCGUAUGUUGAUAUUGUACUUGAAGGUCCUAUUGAACAACAGCAGCAAACGUAUUACUGGUUUGUCUUUUUAUAGAUCCUUUUGCACUAAAAAGAAAUGUUGCACGGAGCCUGAACAGCCAGAUGGUAUUUGAGUAUAUCCUGGAAAGGUUCAGGACAGCAUAUAAAUAUUUUGCAUGUCCACAGAAUAAAGAUGGGAGUAAGUCUAAACUGGAUACCAAGAAGAAGGAAAAGGGGAAAAUUGGUAGCAAAAAAACUGGAGAACCUGUAACCAACUGUUGCCUUCCCCAGCAGGCCAACAUUACAGAGAAACAGAACACAGGCCAUGCUUGUAUUAUACAAGAGUCUAAUGAAUGUAGUGAAAUGGAACCUACAUCCAGGAGAUGUACUGAGAACUUGGAAAGUUUACUGGUAAAAAAGCCAGAAAUUGAAAACAUAGACUCUCAAGACAAAGAGGAAACUGUGUCCCUAAGUACUAAUGAAUGCUGUGAACUACAACAGAAAUCUAAAGCAAAGAACGAUCAAGAGCCUUCAGAUGAAGAGGAACUAAGCCAACAUUGUGUUUUUAGUGAACAUAGGUCUCUUGAUGCAGAUUCUGUUAGUGAAUUAUCUGAUGCUGAAAGUCUGCAGAUUUCAGUAACGGAGUAUCCACAGAAGAGUAUGUGCUCAGGCACCAGCACAUCAGCUACCUCGCACAACUGCAAAGCAGUAGCAGAAAUUCAAGACAGUAAAGAUGAAGUCACUACAGAAGAUAUGCAUUAUGUGUUUGAUAAAUUUAUUUUGACUUCUGGAAAGGUAAAGCAGACUCAAAACUUACUUUAACUUUUUAAAAUAAAAUGUUUUCUCUAACCAUGUUUUAAGAUCAUUGCUAAAGAAAUGUUUUUGUCAGCGAACUGAUUCCACUGACUCUCAUUACCAGACAAAGACCCUUGAUAUUUGCUAGCUAUAUGGCAAUGAUGCCUUCCUCUCAAUUUUUCUUUAACUAAAGGCUGAACAGAAUGAAUCUGCUAAAGCCAUAGUUCCCAACAAUUUGUUCCAAAAGUUUUAGACAUUUAGACAAAUCUCUCUUGACAUUUUUAAGUGUCAAGUUGUUCCUACUUGACUUAACCUUCACUGCAGUGAAACCUAAGGACAGCGAGGAAUCUCUUGAUGAAAGAAGAAUGAAUCUGCCUUCAUUAAGCUUCAGUCCUUUCUACCAGGCCAGCUUUCUUCAGAUAACUAAAGCGCUUCUUUUAGAGGCAGAAGGGCCACUUUCUAACAUUCUUCCAGAAGCCAAGAGUUGUUGAAUUCACAGCAGAGCACUUUAUGGAUUCUCUGUAUUUUCCUUUGGUUUGAUGAAAUCAAAGAGAAACAUAAUAGUGCUAGAGAGAAUGCCUCUGUCUUACCUCUAAAGCACAUAUUUCUUGAAAAAGUAUAUUUUAAUCUCACUUUCAUGUGAACUAGUUUCAUUCCUGAACUAGUUUUAAAAAACCACCCACAGUAGAUAAAGCCUUUAUGUAUUGUAGCAGCGUUUAGCGUUUUGACCACUAUUCAGAGUUUCUGGAUUUUUUGUGAGCUAUUAUGCAGUAAGGACUAAAACUCAAAAUGCUAUGUAAGUCUUUCACUCCACCCUCAAACCUACAUGUGGUUUUUCUCCAUCUUUCCCAUUCGUUUCUUCUUUCUUGGGCUAGGAACUUGUGCAGUUUGGGUGCAGAGGUAGUAAAUAUUGAACAGUUUUAUCAUUGGACAAGGCAGGGGACCCGGGACUAAUUGCAGCAUUAUUUGAACCAUCUGAGGAAUAUUAAAUAUAUAUGCAAAUUUGCUGCCUUCUUAACAUGUGAAACAGGCUUGAAAAGAUAGCGACUCCCCUAAAACCAGUGAGCUUGCUGCUUGCAUCUUGUACUUUUCCCGUUGGAACAUUGUUGUUGUUUAGUCAUUUAGUCGUGUCUGACUCUUUGUGACCCCAUGGACCAGAGCACGCCAGGCACUCCUGUCUUCCACUGCCUCCCGCAGUUUGGUCAAGCUCAUGUUAGUAGCUUCGAGAACACUGUCCAACCAUCUCGUCCUCUGUCGUCCCUUUCGCCUUGUGCACUCAAUCUUUCCCAACAUCAGGGUCUUUUCCAGGGAGUCUUCUCUUCUCAUGAGGUGGCCAAAGUAUUGGAGCCUCAGCUUCAGGAUCUGUCCUUCCAGUGAGCACUCAGGGCUGAUUUCCUUAAGAAUGGAGAGGUUUGAUCUUCUUGCAGUCCAUGGGACUCAAGAGUCUCCUCCAGCACCCUAAUUCAAAAAGCAUCAGUUCUUUGGUGAUCAGCCUUCUUUAUGGCCCAGCUCUCACUUCCAUACAUCACUACUGGGAAAACCAUAGCUUUAACCAUACGGACCUUUGUCAGUAAGGUGAUGUCUCUGCUUUUUAAGAUGCUGUCUAGGUUUGUCAUUGCUUUUCUCCCAAGAAGCAGGCGUCUCUUAAUUUCGUGAAUGCAGUCACCAUCUGCAGUGAUCAUGGAACACAAGAAAGUAAAAUCUCUCACUGCCUCCAUUUCUUCCCCUUCUAUUUGCCAGGAGGUGAUGGGACCAGUGGCCAUGAUCUUAGUUUUUUUGAUGUUGAGCUUCAGACCAUAUUUUGCACUUUCUUCUUUCACCCUCAUUAAAAGGUUAUUUAAUUCCUCCUCACUUUCUGCCAUCAAGGUUGUGUCAUCUGCAUAUCUGAGGUUGUUGAUAUUUCUUCCGGCAAUCUUAAGCUUGGGAUUCAUCCAGCCCAGCCUUUCGCAAGAUGAAUUCUGCAUAUAAGUUAAAUAAGCAGGGAGACAAUAUACAGCCUUGUCGUACUCCUUUCCCAAUUUUGAACCAAUCAGUUGUUCCAUAUCCAGUUCUAACUGUAGCUUCUUGUCCCACAUAGAGAUUUCUCAGGAGACAGAUGAGGUGAUCAGGCACUCCCAUUUCUUUAAGAACUUGCCAUAGUUUGCUGUGGUCGACACAGUCAAAUCCAUGAAGGAGCUGUUGGAACAUACUGCAUAUCUUUAAGGAAAAUAACACUUUUUAAAAAAUAUAUUUUAAAGUAAAACAUUUUUGUUCGUUUCUUCCAUAGCCACCAACUAUAGUAUGCAGUAUCUGCAAAAGGGAUGGCCAUUCCAAAAAUGACUGCCCGGAGGAUUUUAAGAAAAUUGAUCUAAAACCACUACCACCAAUGACAAGUAGAUUUAGAGAAAUACUUGAUCUAGUAUGUAAAAGGUGUUUUGGUAAGCAAAGUUUUGCUAUUCUGACCUGGUUGUGAGUUCUAUUUCAGUAGUUAAUAAUAGGGUACUGAACUCUAACCACAUUAAUCUGGGAUUUUCCCUGCUUAAAUCAGUGGAAAGAAAGCAUUCUUAUGUGAUUGGAAGUAGUGUAUACUCAUAUGUUCUAGUUUACAGUAAGGUCAUCAGGAUGUUUUAGACUUUGCAGUGGGUUUGGCAAAUGUAAGUUUCCAAAGCGUCAAGGAAUUGCAUGGUUUUGUUAACCAAGGUAUCUUUAGUAAUGGACAGAUUUUGCAGGGCCAACACAUAAGUUUGUUUCUUCUUUUGCUUUCCUUUCAGGGGUUUAGUCUGAUAUUUAAGAUGAUAUGGUUGCAUCCUAAAUGUAAAAUACCAUCACCAGAUGACUUUAAUGAAUUACAGGGAUCGGUAAAAUAUUCAGUGAGAGAAAUGUUUGAGGAUAUUUAAUUCUGACACUUGGAUGUUGCUGAAUGGCUCACUUAGGUUUUUGUUUGUUUAGAUGAAUUAUCGCCUCCUUUCUCAGAGCAACAAAACCGAGAACAGAUUCUGGCAAGUUUGGAAAGAUUUAUUCGAAAAGAAUAUAAUGGUACGCAACAGGAAACUUUUAAAAACAUCCAAUUUAUUUGUUAUUUUGCAGUUGUCCAAGAGAGUUAUUUUCUAAUUGUAUUCAUUUAUUACAUUGUAUACCAUCUUUCCUUGCACUUGAGAACAAAACAUUAUAUACACUAAUACUCAAACCAAUGUUUUAUAUUAUUAUAAGAACAAUACAAAAAAAAGAAGCAUUAAAAAAGAAGGAUUUAAAAUCAAUAUUGGCAGCAAGUUAAUAGAAGAUAUUAAUUUUUGAAGUUAAGUGCAUGUGCAAUAGUUCCUUCCUCACUUGGAUCUUUCCCUGGCAGACAGGUAUCUGCAGGCUGAGAUUAUAUAUCAGCCAGCUGAUGCCAAGGAAAAUCUAGUUUGCCAUGCCUCAUUCUUUAGGAAGAGAUCCUAAAUGUUUUCAGUAUGGAGAAGAAGGUUAGAAAAGGAGUUGGCAUCAAGCCCAUUACCACAAAUGAGAAAUUGAGGGAACUGACAAACAUACUGAGUAACAAUAUUAAAACAAGAAUCAAGAUUUGUACAUUAAUAGAACUUGAAAAAUAGUCUAAAGAAAUCAGAAAUGUGUUUUUCCUCACAUCUUGAAUUUAUUUAUUACUGAAAAGUGAUGGAAUAUAUGGGCAUUAAAACAUGCUUUGUUUGGGGCACUGGAAAAACUAUUGUGUCUGGCAGAUGUGGCAAGAUGACACUUGGGUGGUUAUACUGGGUCUGCAAUAAUCUGAAUCAUAUUGCUUAUUUUGUCUUACAAAAUGUAGUGGAAUAUAAAUUCAGUUGUUCUCGAAUUUUGUGGAAGUUUAAAGUUAAUGUACAAUCUGUUACAUUUUGAAUGAGUCUAAAGUUAUUAUUUAAAAAACCCUCUUUCAUUUGAUCAGACAAGGCCAGGCUGUGCCUGUUUGGCUCUUCAAAAAAUGGAUUUGGAUUUCGUGACAGUGACCUGGAUAUUUGCAUGACACUAGAAGGCCAUGAAAAUGCAGAGGUAUUUUAUUGUUUCUUUUAUUUUAUUUAUUCAGUUUGUAUACUGCCCAUCAUCCAAAGAUCACUGGGCAGUUCACAGCAUUAAAAGACAAAAUGAGAACACAAAAUACAUAAUACAGUGGUGCCUCAGGUUACAAAUGCUUCAGGUUACAAACUCUGCUAACCUGGAAGAGUUACCUUGAGUUGAGAACUUUGCCCCAGGAUGAGAAUGGAAAUCAUGUGCCGGCGGUGCAGCGGCAGCAAGAGGCCCCAUUAGCGAAAGCACGCCUCUAGUUAAGAACAGUUUCAGGUUAAGAAAGGACCUCUGGAACGAAUUAAGUUCGUAACUAGAGGUACCACUGUAAAACAAAAACAAAAGGGAAACAAACCAGACACCCCUCUUCCACAGACACAUUUAAAAGGCCAUAGAAUCGGCCAAAUGCCUGAUUAUAGAUAAGCUUUUUUGCCUGAUGCCUAAAGGUAAUGUAAUGAAGGCACCAGGUGAGCCUCCAUGGGGAGAGCAUUCCACAAAUGGGGAGCCACUGCAGAAAAGGCCCAUUUCUGUGCUGCCACUCUCCAGAUCUCUCAUGGGGGAGGCACCCAAAGAAGGGCCUCAGAUGAUGAUUGCAGGGUCUUGAGUCGUUUCAUAUGGGGAGAGGUGGUCCUUGAGAUUUUGUGUUCCUGAGAUGUUUAAACCUGCUCUUUGGAGUUCUUUUUAAAAUACAUUUUAUAUAGUUGAAGGAAGAUUAUUGUAGCAUGUAUGUUCAAAGUACUUGGUUACUCUGAAUUCUUUGUGGGAAUAUGUAGGUAACACAGGCUUUUUAUUUAUUUCUCCCAGAAAUUAAACUGUAAGGAAAUUAUUGAAAAUUUGGCAAAGAUUCUUAAGAAGCAUCCAGGUAUGUGUAUGGAACUUUGUGCUGCUUUUAUGCAUUUUUGUGUGUUCUUUGGCUAUGGGGAGUAUUUAACAUCUUGAAACCUUAUCUUAUCAGGUUUAAGAAAUAUCCUGCCUAUAACAACAGCCAAAGUGCCUAUAGUAAAAUUUGAGCACAGACGAAGUGGCUUAGAAGGGGAUAUCAGUUUAUACAAUACACUGGCAAGUAUCAUCUUCAGUACACCUGUAUGUAUCACUCCUUUAAAUUCAUCAAGAGCUGUUAUUCAGAGGGCAUAUGGGCCUGCAAUUGUUGGGAUCCCACACAUUGCUUGGAAGUGUGAUCUCUUCCUCUGAAUUUGUUUUUGGCUAUGUUUGUGACCUGCCUGAAAUUUUGUAAGAAUGUAAAUAUGCAUUGUUUUGCAACAUUUCUUAUGUUCAGUCUGCAAAUUGAAGUGUGCCUGAUACCCAAAGCUUGAUACCCAAACCAUUGUUUUAUAGGCACAGCACAACACAAGGAUGCUUGCAACAUAUGCAGCCAUUGAUCCGAGAGUACAAUACUUGGGAUACACAAUGAAAGUUUUUGCAAAGGUAAAUAUAAAUAACGUGCAACUUUAGCUUAUUGCCAUGUGUGCUCAGUGGUUUCUGUCCCCAAAAGGUGAUGACAGUUCAACUUGUUUUUUAAAUGGUUUUCUGAACAGUUACAAUUCUGGAAGCUUAUGAAAUUUCUGAUUUCAAGCAGCGUCUGAUAUUUCUGCAGAAGCUACUAAUAGUAUAUAUAAUCAUAUUGGCCUAUACAAAAUUAGGUUUUCAAAGUCCCUGUUGAUGGUUGGAUUAUAUCUGUUUGACAGAUUACUUGAGCUGCAAUAAUGGAAUGUGGGUUUAUAUGUUGGCUUUAGAACUAGGUAUAGUAAAUUAGUGCCCCAUUAAUCCAAAUGAAAUCCAUAGUUACCAGGAUCUAAAGCUGUACUUUAAUCCGUAGUAGGAUUUUUUCUUUACCUUUUCCCUUGAAGAGCAGACAUACAUGCCAUAUAUGAUAUUUGAACUCUAAUGAGUUUCAAAAGUGGGUACUGCUGCUUUAGAAGCAUGUCCACUGUCAUCAGGGGCAUGUGGAAGAAGUCACACAAAUGAGCCCUUUCAGAAAUAGUAUCCUUGUGCCUGUUUGACUUAGGUUAUGUUUUAGUGCAUGCCAGAGGCUGACAAUAUCAUUCUCAGAAACGGCAGCAUCACAAAACACUUCUUUUCUUUUUUCAUUGUUAUAUCUUGUUAAAUGCUCACUAUAUUCAAAAUGUAUUUGACCAGCGCUGUGAUAUUGGAGAUGCAUCCAGAGGAAGUCUGUCUUCAUAUGCCUAUAUCCUAAUGGUGUUAUACUUCUUACAACAGAGAGAUCCACCAGUAAUCCCAGUUCUUCAAGAGGUAGGUUUUCAGGAAAAUGUGCUUUGGAAGAUUGGCUAGAGAAUCAUGUUUCUUUUCAGUUCAUUUUGUAUGUGAGGCCAGUUUUGACUCUUGUUUUUCUGGAGAGUUGUUGAAGUUGCAACUGCAUAUCUCCCAUGCCACUUCACGGGUUCUGUCUUAUCACACUGAGCCACUCUUCCAGCUUCUUCACACAUCACAGAAUUCAACUGCAGAAGGAAUUAAUGUGCUCCUCAAUAUUAGUUUAAAAGCAGCAUACAUAAUAAUUGCACACAAGAGAUUGUUUUGCUUUUCAGAUGUGAAAUAUAUGUGUGGGCAAUCAUUGUAUUUGAUGCUUUGCCUUGAGUAGCAUAUUAAUUCCAACAGAGAAGUACUUUUUAUGUCAGAACUUUUAUUACCUGUGAAGCUGUUAUAAAUGAGGAAAAAUGUGAGCAUUCUCAAGCAAAGUAGUGCACGAAGUGUUCUUUAUCUUGAUUAUUUUUAAAAGUUAAAAAUGGUAAGCUAUUGAUUUGAACUCCACCCAACCCUUAACCAAAUUGAGGUGUCACAAACAGGUUUAGUGCAAGUCUCCUUUUGAGCAUAUGUGGACUGCAUUCCUAUCACCACUAAGUAAUGUAAUAAUCAUUUGCCUCCCUGCCUCCACUCCCACAAUCUGGCAUUUCAGGUCAAGGAAGGCAUGUGUCCCAGCAUUGUUUCAAAACUAACUGUUAAUGGUUUGCAAAUACAUCCAUCUGGGCCCUAGUAACAUUUUCUGUGAUAUUUUCAUCCUUUUCAAAAGAGAGAAUACUUUCUGAUGUUGGGUUUGUUCAUUACCCCCUCCUCCCCCACCCCACCCCAUUUUCUACCUUUAUUCUUCAUGGUGUUUUAGAUAUUUGAUGGACAACAGAUCCCUCAGAGAAUGGUUGAUGGGUGGAAUGCUUUCUUCUUUGAUGAUACUGAAGAACUGGUAAUGUUCUAAUUCUGGAAUAGUACUUGAGUUCUUAGCUGUAGUAGUAUUAUAUCACAAGUACAUAUACAUGCUUAAUUAUUUUUUUUAUAAGAGCACCAGCAAUAUAUUUGGCAUUACACAAAUGAAAAACAAAACACCUUUCUGCAGAAUCUGUUGGAUAAGGGAAGGGUAAAGAAAUGAAGAGCUGAAAGUCUCAGAAGUACAAAAUUAGAUAGUGGCAGCAAUAGCUUUAAAAAGUUAUAGAAUUAGCUUUUUGGCAACUGUUAAACAGGAAAUGUGCCACUUUGGUUUUUGGUUACAGAAAUAGCACAGGGCUAUUUUUCUUGCCAAUCCCAGCAUUCAUCUUCAGCAAAACUGUUUGUAAGACUCUUCUACAAACAAAUUUAACUUGUUGUACCCAGCUCAUGUGUUGUGGUUUUCAUAGACAUCUGUUUGCUACUGAGAAUAGGAUGCUUGACUAGACCUGUCUGUGGUCUGAUCCAGCAAGGCUUUUCUUAUGCUCUCAUGCCUAUUUAGUCCUGAUGAUCACUAGUAAGCAAGAUGCUCAGUCAACAUAUAGUGCAAAAUGGAAGUGGGCUAGUCUGUAUACCAUUUAGGUUGAAUUUCUCUUUUCAAUGCUUCUUAUAUUCAGUGAAUUAUCUGCCUCUGCAGUGAGCACAUUAAGAGAGGAAGUAGCCUUACCUGAACUUGCACAGGUAGAGAGUUUCCUAUGAAUGUAAAAGAUACUUUUAUUCCUUUUCCCUGCUACCACAUAGAUGUACAUUCAGGACGGCCCAGCUUUGCAAUAGAUAGAUGCCACAUACUUCACAAUGUGUUACUUUGGAACCAUCCCAAAGUUAAAAGUAUUACGUUCACAAUAAAGUACUUUAUCUGCUAUAACUUUUAUACAGAAAAACCGUUUACCUUCUCUUGGGAAAAACACAGAAUCACUGGGAGAACUCUGGUUAGGGUUACUGCGAUUUUACACUGAAGAGUUUGACUUCAAAGAAUAUGUCAUCAGCAUUCGUCAGAAGAAGCUGUUAACCACAUUUGAGAAACAGUGGACGUCCAAAUGCAUCGCCAUUGAAGGUACUUAUGGAAUAUCUAACAUAAAGGAUAUAUCCCCCUGAAAGAAUUUAUCAUUUAUAAGUGAACUUCUAUUAAUGUUAGUGAAAAUGUACUUGCCUGUCUUACACCAGCAGUAUUUGUUAACAGCAAAAUUCAGUGCUGUUGGAAUUUUUUUUCCUGCUCCUUUAAUACUGUUUUUAUUUCUUCUGUUCAGAUCCUUUUGACUUGAAUCAUAACCUGGGUGCAGGAGUAUCCAGAAAAAGUAAGACUUGAAAAAUGUUCUACUCAGUGUUAAUAAAUUUCUAAAGUGACACUUCCUUAAUUGCUUUUUUCUCUCCUUUCACAGUGACCAAUUUCAUAAUGAAGGCAUUAAUCAAUGGGAGAAAAUUAUUUGGUACUCCUUUCUAUCCGGUGCUGGGAAGAGAAGCUGUAAGUUUUCUUAUUUUGUAACUUGUACCUUUAUUGCAUUUCUAUGGGUCCUUUUGAGUACAUGUAAUUUAAUUUCAUAAUUGGUUUAGUGAUCUUGGUCAUAAUUGUUAAUCAGUAGGACUGAAAACUCAAGGCUUAACAGUUAGGUCUUAACAGAACCCUAAAAUAUCAAGUUGGUUCUUUUAUUUCCAAGAUAUAUUACUUACAUUUUGUGUAUGUUUGUAUUGGUGUUGAACAAACAACAGGAGGAUAUGAGAACUCCCACUUUUAGGACUGUGUUUAACACAGUUUCUCACAGCUUAUCUUGCAUAAACAUGCAAGCAUACACUGAAUGUCUUACUCUUGGGCUCAGUUCUAAUGAACUGUUGCUCCUCCUUUCCUCCCUCUCUGUCCUUCUUCCAGACACUUGAAUUUCAAGUCAUGUACCUCAGACAAAUAGCUAAAACUUAUGCAUUCAAUCCCAGGCUGCUAGUCAACAGUUGAGAAUAGUGUAGAGUAAAUGCUAAUCUUAGUUCCUCGUGACCACGACGAUUAGGUUUUGCAAAACUUGAAAGUUUGUAUUUAGUUGGUUUGUUAGGGUAAAAUAUAUUGCUUGUUUCACUUACUUUGUAUUUCCUGGAAAAAUAAGGCUAUAAAAAAUCCUGUCUGGUAUUAUUACAAAUAUAUUUUACUUGACUGUAAAUAUGAAAAUCUCAACCUUGUCUUUUCUUCUUAAUGAAUGCCUUACUUAGUAAGAUAUGCAACUGCUGUUUCUCCCUCCUUUCCCCCCUGUUCCCCAUUUCUCUUCAAAGAAAGUGAAUACAGAGCGCUUGUAGGUAAUAGCUUGUUUUCCCCCUUGUAGGAGUACUUUUUCAACUCUAAAGUAUUGACUGAUGGAGAACUGGCACCCAACGACAGGUGCUGCCGUGUCUGUGGCAAAAUUGGUCAUUACAUGAAGGACUGCCCCAAAAAAAGGAGGUUGGGAAAAUAAACACAUGGCUAGUUUAAAAAUGUUUAUGCGGAAUGCAAGAGAACAGAAGAAAAUAAUUUUGUUUGCCUCAAGGAAUGCACCUUAUUCUUUUAAUUUUUCUUUCAAAAACUGUUUUUAAGAAAAUCACUUUAUCUUUCCAUUGAAGGAACUCUUAACUAGGCAGAGGAGUUGGUGUAAAACAGUGCUAAGUAUUCUAGUGAAUUACUUGUGUAUUUUUCCAUGUGUUUUCAUGAACAAUACCAUAAAUGUUCUGUGCUUUGAAGGGUAAGUGCAGUGGCUACUUGCCUAUGAUAAAGCAAAGGGUAUGGGAGGAACCAUGUGUGGCAAUUCAGAGCUGAGGUUAACUUGAGGGACCAUUUGAGUCCUGUAGGCUUUGGAUGAAAUUGCAGCAAACAGUACAUCUCAGCUUUCCUCAGCUUACUGAGCAGUACAAACUUCCUUUGCACCAUGCUGCAGUGGGUGGGAAAGGGUUGGAUUAGGCCCUGCUGACCUGCACUGGAUUCUGACUGCCAAAUGACACCCGCAUCACUUUCCUUUUCUGCCCACUGCUUAGGUAGGUGGAAGACCCUAUGAUGGGAUCUCACAGUGGCAGCUAACAAAAAGACCAGAAACAUAGCUUUCUGGGUUCUGGGCUAAGCCAGCCAGAAAUCCAUUGCAACCCAAGCCAGCCCUAGGCCAUCAGGGGCAGUGUGUGCACCAGCUUCAGACAGGUGCCCCCCACCUUCUGCCCAGCUGGAAUGUGCAGCAGCUCUGUAAAGCCACCGCCAUGUUUUGGGUGAUGCAAUUCCCAGUUUUUUGUCCACACAGGGACAUUGAAAUGAAUCUUAAGGCUUUGGCUGCCUUUUUGAAAGCCACACAGCUUCAAGGAUACUUUUAAGCAAUGCUUGCGUACCUGUCCCCAUUUAGAGUGAAGAAAAAGGAGAAUGAGAGAGAUGACGAAAAGGAAGUCAAGGAGGAAGACAGAGAGACUAGAGAAAAGAGAUGUUUUAUCUGUGGCGAUGUGGGACACGUUCGAAGGGAUUGUCCAGAAUUUAAACAGUCAAGACAAAGAAGCAACGGUUCUCUCGGUAAUGGAGCUUACUUCUGAGUAGAUAUGCAUAGCACUGCACUGUUUGUCCUUUAUUCCAGCCUUGCUACUCAUGGUCCAGCCAAUGGAAUUGUUUGCAUUCCUGCUGACUGAUGCAGGAUUUGCCUCCUAUUCUUUAACUCUCUGGUUUUCAGCUGGUGGUUUGAGACACAUUAGUGGAUCAUAGCCUGAUCCAAAGUGGGUCAUAACAGGAGCAACACCACCAUAUGGUUAAAUAUUAAGAAAUGGGUCUCAAAAUGCAUGUUUGGGUUAAAAGUGUGUCCUUGGUCUGAAAAGGUUGAAGACACCUGCUCUAACCCUAUUCACAGGAGCCAAUAUUGCCUUCCUUGGACCUCUCUGGCAGAGGACAUAGUUGCAAUAGGUACAGGAAAUAACGUUUUGUCUGCAUAAAUAAUUUUGUCUGCACAUAUCAUUGCUUUGGACCGCAGCCUAUUGGUUUCUUAAUCUGUAUUAAACACAUUCUUUACACUUUAUCACUUAGGGACUCCGUUAGUCCGAAGCCUUGUAAACUCUCAGCAAGUAACUGGAUCAAUUCAACAGCAAGUGGAAAGACCCUUACGUGCUAGACAGACAUCAGAAUGUGUAAGUUUCAUUUGAUUCAGUAUUUCUGAAUUAAAUUUUAUAUAAGAAAUCAAUUUCAAUUGUGUAAGUAAUAUAACAACAAUGCUUGUGAAGUGUAUUGCUGUAAAAAGGCCUCUGUAGAGUUCAGAAGUACAUAUUCUUGCAUAUUUAAGGAUUGAGACAACAAUUUAGAGCAAAUGGAGGAGCCAAUGAAUUAAGAUGCUAUUGGUGACUGAAAAUUAGUAGGACAUUUUUAAAGUUAUAUGUUUUAUUCCAGUGAGAGUUCAAGUGACUGUUUAUCAGUGGUAGGGCUUGUGCUACAGAAUGAUUUUGUUCAGAUGAUAGUACCUUGCUUUAAUAAGCUGAUAUAGGAACAAGAUCUUUGGCCACACAGUCCCUUUGUAUGACCAAGGAAACAAGCUAGGAAAUUAACCAAAAUUUCUGGUUUUAUGAACCAGCAAACUAUGGUUAAGAGCUUUGGAACAAGUCAGAAUAUAAAGCCAACUUCAAACUAUAUUUUAGAUUGUUCUGAAGUUUGUAACCAUAGUUCCCUGAUUCAGAUGAACUGUAAAAUUGAAGUUACAGUUAGGUAGCCUUGUUGGUCUGCCAUAGUUGAAACAAAAUAAAAAAAAUCCUUCCAAUAGCACCUUAGAGACCAACUAAGUUUGUUAUUGGUAUGCACACGAAAGCUCAUACCAAUAACAAACUUAGUUAAAAUUGAAGUUAACGAAAAUGUUCUGGAUUGUUUGUUCCCCCAAUAAAGUGAAGAACAAACAGCAAAGCUUGUUCAUGUUUCAUAUAUUAAGUUAAGGUCAUCUGAACUCUCCGAGUGAAUAUGGUGAAUCUGCUGUCAAUUAAACCUUAUACUUUUAACUCAGGCUUCCUCAGACUCGGCCCUCCAGAGGUUUUUGGCCUACAACUCCCAUGAUCCCUAGCUAGCAGGACCAGUGGUCAGGGAUGAUGGGAAUUGUAGUCUCAAAACAUCUGGAGGGCCAAGGUUGAGGAAGCCUGCUUUAACUGAACUUGCAGUCAUGAAGAAUUUAGUUCUUCAUAAAAAGUCCUCACAAUGGAUAGUCCAGCCCUAGUCGUAGCCUAUCUCAACUCAAAGACAGUAGUUUAGUAAACCUAGAGCUCAAGAGACUCCUUUGUGAAGACUUUUUAGCAUUAAGUGCUUAAAUGGAACACUUAACUAACUCAUGAACUAAUACAAACUACAUCCUUUUCUCCCCUCUCCAGUCUGAUUCGCGUCAGUCAUCUUACUCUCCACAGCCUCAGCAAUUUACUCAGAAUUCCUCUCCACCAACCUCCAUUAACCAGACUCAGCCACAACCAAUAUCCCAGUCUAAGCAUGCUCUGCAGCCCCAGCAAGGGGCACAACCACCCCACCAGGUCCAGCUGCCUUUGUUUAACUUUCCCCAAUCUCCCCCAGGUCAGUAUGCCACCUUGCCUAACCUGGGACUAUUUCAGAUGCACCCUCACCACCACCACCAUCACCACCACCACCACCACCAAAUCCAACUUCCUAACACCUCGUGGCCUGUUAUUCACUCUGCACCGGGUAAUCCUUCUCACGCGGCAAAUGUUCCUUUUUCUGUGAGGGCUGGCAGUAGCAGCAGCCCGCCCAAUAACCAGAGCAGCGUAAGCCUGAAUGAUCCCAGUAUCAUCUUUGCACAGCCUGCUGCCAGGCCUGUAGGAAUCCCCAGCAGUACUCAUGAGGGACACUGGCACAACCCUGUGACUCUAAGCUCACUGGUGAACAAUGGCACGGUGGGGAACUCAGGUAACUCUCCUCUCUUGUCUCCUGUUUUGUACAAAUACUGACAGUUUCUUUGCUUAACGUUUCUGAACCUGUUCAUUCUGACUACGCUGUAUAUUCUGGGGUGCAGAUGAGGAACCUUUUAGGAAAAAGAUGAAUCGCCGUGUAUUUGCUUAGGCUACAUAAAAAGUGGGUUGGGUUUGGAAGGCUGUUUUCAUAGCAUUUGACAAGUUAUUUAAAGAGAUAAUAGUUUGAGCUUUCUGUCAAUAAACUUUGAUUCGAAAUCGGAGUCUGAACUUCAAUAGGGAUGGGCUUCAAAGAGUUCUGUGCAUCAGCAGAAAGAACUUCUGCCCAGUUUCCUUUUGAGCUGCGUCCAUUUAAUACUGUGCUUCAGGAGCAGCUUGAGGUGUGUGUGUGUGUCAAGGAAAAGGAACUCAGUGUAUGAAGCAGAACAUUAAGUACAGCCCUUUGGAUCACAUCCUAGCUAAUUAGAAACCCUGCACCACCUUUCCUUGAAAGAUCAGUGUACUGUUCUGAGGCUCAGUUUGAGCCAGGGCCGGAAACUAGCUUUCGGUGCUAGGACCUCAAAAAAUGAAUGGUAAUAAAAGCGCCUCUGAGUAAUAGAGUACCUGUCCUUUACCACUGCAGAACCACAACUGUAUAACCAUCACUUAGUGAAUAAUGUAAAAUGGAGCAGAUUGUCUCCUAUUGGUUUUACACGACUCUUUAAUUUUAAUUUUUAAUUAAAUUUAUAUUCCACCCUAUACCCGCAGGUCUUCAACUGCUUCUAUUGUAUUUCUUAUCCAUGUAUGCAUAUUUAAGACUGCUUUCUGCAUGCAGAAGGGAACUACGUAUUAUAGCACCAUGAGCUCUUGCAGCUCUGCAGCAAUGGAUACUUUUAGUCUAUUCAUGGCUCCUUGGGUCCGAAAUCAUCUUGUACAAGCAGAAAGGCACUUCCACAGGGCAGCCCUUCUAAAUUCUUCUGAUUUCCCUUUCCUAGUGCAGCUGCCCAUGUCCCAUCCCAUGCUGUUCCAGAGGGCCCAAAAAUAAAAUUAAGUAAAGAGAAACAUAAUUUAAGAAAAUACUCUUACUGCUGUGCAUUUUGCUUUGCAGGAUGGCGAUUUCAAAUACAGUAAUCUUUUCUCUCCUUUUCAUUUUUGAAUGAAAACUAGAUCAGGGCUUCCCAGGACAGUUUGGUAAAGCGAACCCUCCUCCUCCUCCUGUUCCUUGGGACCAUGGCACCCCAGCCCAUUUUCCUCUCCUGCGAGGGACGUGGCCUUACAAUAUUUCUCCGAACUACAUGCAGCAGGGAAAUGCCAGCUAUCCAUUGAAUAAACCUUUCUACCCUCAAGGUAGUAUCUUCAUGAAGUAACUUUCUCACCUUUCUGCUAUUAUUUUUAUUGGUUUUGGUUUUAGUUGUUGUGAUAGGAACAGCUGUUGUGCUAGUGCGAUGUCAUACUGGGCUCUCACUCAAGAGAUAUUUUCUAAGUUGCUUAUCUAUAAAAAGCUGCAGUCUUUUCUGAAUUUACCGUAUCUGUAUAGCAACCACUUCCAUUCUUUGCUGUGCACUGUCUGUUCUCUGCCUGUUUAAUAGGAAAAUAAUUCAUUGGUUUAACUAAAUGUGAACUUGCUUGUGCAAGUAGAUAUCCCAGAUACCAAGCUUUUGGGGCAUCUUAUGAAGCCCCUACCUUGAGGUGGAAAACCUGUGGCCCCAUAACUCACAUCACCCUUGAUGACUGGCCAUGUUGGCUGAGGGUGAUGGGAGUUUGCCUCCAACAAUAUCUGGAGAACCACUCUUCUUUCACCCUUGCAAUUUUUGUUCCAUCAUGAUAGUCAUGCCUCGGUCCACAAGUAUGUCAGCCUAUUUCUUUUCCAUAAGUGCCCCUUUCUGCUGCUAAACUUGCAGGAAUUUACAAACUCUCUUUCAACCUAAAUGUUAAAUUGGAUUUGGAUAGUUUCUGCUAAAAUAAUUGUAACCUGUUUUCUUUCAGCUGGCUUACUGAUGCAGAACAACCAGCGGUUUUCACUUCUGUCCCAAGGACACCCACACUUGAACAUGAAUUUCAUUCAGCAGAAAAAAUGA